This is a messenger RNA of Polypterus senegalus (gray bichir), 4602 nucleotides long. RefSeq names its product PPARG related coactivator 1 (gene pprc1). The transcript is spliced from 14 exons. Gene Ontology annotation, biological process: positive regulation of transcription by RNA polymerase II. The coding region runs from base 79 to 4230 and encodes 1383 amino acids. Lineage: Eukaryota; Metazoa; Chordata; Cladistia; Polypteriformes; Polypteridae. Gene Ontology annotation, cellular component: nucleus. The record is from RefSeq and is a predicted model, not a curated record. Gene Ontology annotation, molecular function: RNA binding; transcription factor binding.
UCUUGCCGGGAACACGCGUCGCCGCCGGUUCUGAGGAGCGAAGCUUCACAUGUAGCGUCAGACCAGGGAGCGAGUAAGAUGGCGGCACGGUGGGGUGCGGGUGAGGAUAUUUUAACCACCGGCAGCACUGGAAUCUACAACACAUUCGAACCCUACGAGGACAUCAUGUUGGAUGAUUCUUUGUGUAGUAAUGGCCUUGGCUUAAACGCACUGGGCGAGGCUGACCUGACAAGUGAAAUCCUUGACUCCUUUCAUGGCUGCUUGGAGCCAUCCAUCCUCUCCAUCUUGGAAGACUCAACUUUAGAAGACCCUAAGAACAGAGUAGAUGAUGAAAAUGUAACCACUUUGUUAACUGCACUAACCGAGAUACUUGACAAUGUUGAUGAUGAGAACCUGUCGCCUUUUGACACCCUCCCUGAUUUAGACCUCUUAGCCUCUCACAGAGAGAGGGAUAACUCAACACUGAGACGGUUUCUGACUUUGGCAAGAUCCCCACCUGAACAUGAACCACCAAACCACUGGGAUCUGCGUGCCCCGAAACAGGCAGAAGGAGGUUGUACAGAUAGAUGGCGGGAGUCUUUUGCAGAUGGAUUUGUAAAAUCUUGGGAGGAAAAUUCUCAUGGAAAAGCAAGAAAUUCACCUAGAGCCCUUGCAAUGCGGACACGCUUAACUGUGGAAGCAAAGAAACCCACUUCUCAGGCUUUGCAGAGAAGUGAUGGGGAAGAGGAAGAGGAGGAUACAGAAACAAACAGUCCAUACCAAGUAAAUCAGACGGAGAGUGAAGAAUAUUCUUCAUCUCCUAGCAGAACAGAUUUUGACUCUUCCGUAGAGUGUAUUGUGAAUCCUCACACAUUUACACUGAAUGACCUUGUUAAGUACAUGCACCCUUAUUGCAUUUCUGUAUGUGUGGAACCUGUCGAUGAAGAGACUGAAGUAAUUUUAGCAGAAGGAGAGUUGGCACUUGAAAUUGUGGUACCCGAUCAGCAAGCUCCGAUUUCUCAGCUUAUGAACACGGAAGUUAGAGCAGUAGAAAUGAUGAGCGCUGCAAAGGAAUCAACAGAACUAGCCAUAUCUACUAAUGAAGAAUCCUUAAGCUAUGAAAGUGUAGCUAGGUCCUCUUUAGAAUCCCAGCAGCUCACAUCAGAGAAGAUUCUAGACGAAAGGCCAAAGGAGAAGUUCUCUGAACAAAAACCCAGAAUUCAGUGCAAUAAUUAUAAGGAAGAUUCUGAGGCUGGCAGAACAGGAAAUAUCUGCUGUUUGAACAAUACUACUCCUCUUGUUUUAGAUGAAUUGGUCAAUUCAACUUGCAGGACAAAAAUUAAGCAAGGGCCCCUUUUUAAAGAAAAGGUUUCCUCUCUUUCCUCCAAAGAAACUGAACCAUCUGCAUUAAUAGAAGAGAAACCUGGCGAAAAAAGUUAUGCUUUAACUUCUUCAAACCUUCCAAUAGACCUAGAGCUUAAUCAACAAAAAAAUCCCGAAGAGCAACAGGCAAACCCAAUAGGUGAACCUUUUCAGAAAAUUUGCCUUGAGAAAGUGCAAGAAACUGAAUUGAUACCUACUUCAGCAGCACAACAACAAACUAUAGGUAUUGUUCGGGACACUGAGAAAAAUGUACCUUGUGUACAGGCUGGCCAUUCACCUAGUCAAGUAGUAAAUUCAUCUUUCAUCUCCUCAUCUACUGCUGAAAAAAACCCACCUAAACAACAGAAAGAGUCCAAACCUAAAAUGCUCAGUCUGCAGGAGUAUAGACUUCUUCGCCAGAAACGCAAACCACCUCCUGUUGAGAAGCCAGAGGACAAUAGCACAAAGUGGCCUACUUUGCCAGAGUUACCAAGAGAGUUGCCUCCCAUUCCUUGCUUGCCAGAACCUGCUUCUGUGCCUCAGAGGAAACAGGAGAAUGCUACUGUAUCUGCGUGGCCACCGCUAGGGCCUGGAGCACCUCCAACGCCUGAAGCCUUACUGUCUCCUCCAGCUGCUAAAGUAAUUCCUAAGACUACUCAGAAACUGAAUCCUGUGCCUAAAGCAGCCUUAAACUCGGAUAAAUCUGUUCCUUUGCCUCCCAAUAAAAUUCCAUCACAACAACCACCUGUUCCAAAGGAAAGUCCUGUAUCAAAUGUAGUUAAUCCCAAUAGUCUUAAAUGCCUUAAUUCUACUAAUGAGAGUUUGCUAACAUGUAACCCUAAAAAAAUUCCAGGUGGUGAACAAAUGAUUAAUACAAAAGUUUUAACAGAAGAGUGUAGUCAUGAGUUUAAUCAUCUGCCUAAACAAAAUGGGGAACAUCUCCAACAUGAAACGAAGGGAGUGUCUGGGCAACCACACGAGGUUUCAGUUGUAAUCCAGCCAAAGGAAAACUUACAAACAGAAGCUUGCAGCUCUGUACACUUUGAGAGACUUCAAAGUCCAUCCCAUUCCAGUUUGUCCAAGGAGCCCAGUGAGGAUAUUAAAAAGUCCCCAGCAGUCCAGAAUCAUGGAGCAAGAUCACAUGGUAUUACAGAGAGCAGCCCAUUCUCUUCAGUGUCAUCACAAAUAACAGUAUCUUGGCAAGUUCCUCAAAGACAUCCUGUAAAUAACAAUGCCCACAUUAAGAAGCCUGCGGUCACUCUGUCUCAGUCUUUGACAAAUUCUACAGAAGAACUAAUUCGAGCUUUCACCAGUGAAAUAGGAAUUGAAGCUACAGACCUCACAAGCUUGUUGGAACAAUUUGAACAAAAUCAGGUCAAAGAAGACAAAACUAACUUAAGUGAUCUUAGACAAGAAACAGCUAUAGGAUGUUGUAGUAGAUCGGAACAUCCAGAGAAGAAGCUGAUAGAACGUGUAUGUGUUCCAGAUCUUACUAAUACUGCUGGGUUGACUCCUCCUGCUACACCCCCUCAUCAGAUGUGGAAACCUCUAGCUCCAGUUUCUCUUCUUGGGAAGCAAAAAUCAGAGAUAGUCAAAGUCUCUUCUACUAAAAACAUUCAGAUUAAUCAAUCAAAAAAGCUUAUGAAUAAUGUCUGUACCUCUACAAUCUCACAGGUUAUUUCUCCACUAAUAUCUGUCCCACCAAGUUCACAAAUCUCUCCAUAUGUUAACUUUGUGGACCAUGAUUACUGCCUUCCACAUGUAACAAACCAACAGUCUGAGGGAGUUAAUCGCUGGAAUGUUAAACGGCAGUCAAGCAUCACAAUCAAACCAAUAAAGCAUUGUUCAGUGCCUCCAAAUCAAACCCCUUCAGCAGUUGAGCGAGAGAGCCCAAAGAAUUCGGUGACAAAGUGCCCUAAAAAUGAUGACUUGCAGCCUUUGGAUCAUAGGACUCCAAUGCAAGAGAAAGUCUACCUAUCUGGUUCAGUUCUUUUGUCUCCAGAUGCCUCCCCAUCAAGAGAGAAAUCGGAAGAUCCAUCCAGAGAGAAGCACACACAUUCUCCUAAAUACUCUUCAAGUCCGGAGAGAAGAAAAAGAGAGGGCAAACGAAGAAACUACCGAACACGUUCAGUUUCUGUAUCAUCUGACUCUUCAUCAUCGUCUCAAUCCAGAUCACCACCAAGGAAGAGGAGAACAAGAUACAGAUCACAUCGCUUACAAAGUAGCUCUAGUUCAAGCUCCAGCUCCAGCUCCAGUUCUAGUUCUAGGUCCCGAUCCAGGUCCCAGUCCCGGUCUCUUUCCCAUGUAAGGAGACGACGCUACUCCUACUCUAGUUCAUCUUCUGACUCCAGAAGUCGAUCUAGGUCUUCAUCUCGAUCCAGGUCUUCAGGUCAUAGGCAUGUCAAUCAGAGGCAGAGUCGGUGCGACAGCCCAGAGUAUAACUACUACUACAAAAAAUCAAGGGAUAGUGGUGAGCAGCAGUUUCUUCGAGACCAGCUCAAGGAAAAAGCAGUUGAGGAAAGACGUAUUGUUUACGUGGGAAAAAUCAGAAGUGACAUGACCAGAAGAGAGUUGAAAGAACGCUUUUCUUUGUUUGGAGAAGUAGAAGAGUGCACCCUUCACUUCAGGGAAGAAGGGGAUAAUUAUGGUUUCAUUACUUACAAGAAUACAGGCCAUGCAUUUGCUGCUAUAGAAAAUGGACAUAAACUUCGUCAACCUAAUGAGCUCCCUUUUGAUCUCUGUUUUGGAGGCCGUCGACAGUUCUGCAGGACCAGCUAUGCAGAUCUUGAUUCCAAAAGUGAAUACGAGUCUGUUUCAGUAAGAAGCAAGUUUGAUGCACUAGACUUUGACACUUUACUUAGACAAGCCCAAAAAGGCUUGCGAAGGUAACAUUAACAAUCAAAUUAAUCCAGAAUAAAAUAUUACCUCAAAGAUAACGCCAUCCUACUGCUGCCUCUUUUUUCCUAUUCUAUGACAUAAGAUUGUUGUGAGUAUCACAUUAUGAAAUCAAAUAUUUAAUGUGGCCCACAAAUAAAUCUUUGCAUACUAACAAUUGUCCACUUGGAGAAAAGACCUCUGUUAUACAAGAUUAUACCUUCUAUUGAAGUGAUAGUUUGUAAGAAAACAUAAUAUUAAAAACAAACAAAAACUGAAUAAAUAUAAAAGAAAAAAAGUAAUUUGUUUUAUGAUGUGCAUUCCCAAAUGGUAUGUAAGGAUGACUUGCCAACUAUUUAAAAUAAACUGUAAACUGAAUUAAAAGGA